Eubalaena glacialis (North Atlantic right whale) is the source of this 2037-nucleotide messenger RNA. RefSeq names its product exostosin like glycosyltransferase 2 (gene EXTL2). Gene Ontology annotation, cellular component: membrane. The transcript has 6 exons. The record is from RefSeq and is a predicted model, not a curated record. Lineage: Eukaryota; Metazoa; Chordata; Mammalia; Artiodactyla; Balaenidae. Bases 439 to 1431 code for a protein of 330 amino acids. Gene Ontology annotation, molecular function: glycosyltransferase activity.
UCAUCCCGGAGGCCGCCGCCGUGGCUCUAAUUCUCGUGAGAACCCCAUAGCCCGUUUCAGGGAAGUGCAGGGAAAACUGACUCGUUGGUGGGACGCGAGGGCGUGCGGAGCGCCAGGGGCGAGCCCGGCGGGCCAGUGCUGGGCACCCACGGUCGUUGGAAUUCCUCUUCCAACGCCUCUCCGGGAAAUUGUUUGGCGUUUCAUCCAGGUUGUCAAUCCAGCGAGUAAUGCCGGGUGAUGCACGCUGCUGGGUUUGGGGAAAAAAACGAAAAAUGAGCAAGCGAGACCCCCCUUUCGUUUCAUCGUAACCAAGCUGGAAGCAAAUAAAUCGGCUAGGUCCCACUGCAGUCUUCUGCACUCGAGUGCCAAGAGAACCUGUUCCUAUCAAUUACUGAAGCCAUAAGGAAAAUUUUUUUAAAAAAUUAAAACUUUACCAUAAUGAGGUGUUGCCACAUCUGCAAACUCCCUGGAAGAGUGAUGGGGAUUCGAGUACUUCGUUUCUCUUUGGUGGUAAUCCUUGUGUUACUGCUGGUAGCUGGAGCUUUGACCACUUUACUUCCUAAUAUCAAAGAAGACAAGAUGCUCACUUUGCGUAGGGAAAUAAAAUCCCUGGGCAAGUCCACCCAGGAUUCCUUUACUCUCAUAAUGCAGACGUACAACAGAACAGAUCUCUUAUUGAGACUUUUAAAUCAUUAUCAGGCAGUACCAUAUCUGCACAAAGUGAUUGUGGUGUGGAACAAUGUUGGGGAGAAGGGACCAGAUGAGUUAUGGAACUCCCUAGGGCCUCACCCUGUCCCUGUGAUCUUCAAAGUACAGACAACAAACAGGAUGAGAAAUCGACUCCAGGUCUUUCCUGAACUGGAAACCAGUGCGGUGUUAAUGGUAGAUGAUGACAUGCUAAUUAGCACCCAAGACCUUGUUUUUGCUUUCUCCGUGUGGCAGCAAUUUCCUGAUCAAAUUGUAGGAUUUGUUCCAAGAAAGCAUGUGUCUACUUCCUCUGGUGUCUACAGUUAUGGAGGUUUUGAACUGCAAACACCGGGGUUUGGAAAUGGUGACCAUUACUCUCUGGUGCUGAUUGGAGCCUCAUUCUUCCAUAGCAAAUACCUUGAACUCUUUCAGAGGCAACCUGCAGCUGUCCAUGCUUUGUUAGAUGAAACGCAAAACUGUGAUGAUAUUGCCAUGAAUUUUAUCAUUGCCAAGCACACUGGGAAGACUUCGGGGGUAUUUGUGAAACCUGUAAACAUAGACAAUUUAGAAAAAGAAACCAAUGGUGGCUAUUCUGGAAUGUGGCAUCGAGCUGAGCACUUUCUGCAGAGGUCUUAUUGUAUAAAUAAGCUUGUUAACAUCUAUGACAGCAUGCCCUUAAAAUACUCCAACAUUAUGAUUUCUCAGUUUGGUUUUCCAUAUGCCAACCACAAAAGUAAAAUGUGAAAGGAAAACAAACCUCAAAACUGCUUGGUAUUUGAGUAGCUUCUUCAUGCUAUGGUCGGUUUAUUUAUUUAUUUAUUUUUAAGCACAUCAUGAACUUUUUUCUACUCCAGAAGUCUCUACAAGGGGGAAAAAGUGCUUAGGGCUUCUAGCAUAUAAAAUUUACAGGCACUUCAAAACCCAAGAAGCUGAUAUUACCCAGAUAGGUCUUCUUGUGAGAAGUUUUCAUCCACAGAUAAAAUUCCUUGGUCAACAAUUUUAUUGUUUACAUUCUGAGACUGUUCUACAAUUUAAAAAAAUUUUUUUAAAUUGAAGUAUAGUUGAUUUACAGUGUUUUGAUAAUGUUCUACGAUUUUUUUUGACUCCUGUCACUUGCCUUAAGGACCUGUAGCAAACUGUUUGCAGGAUCAGAAACUCAAGACAAGUAUUUCUCAGCUUUUUCAUUAAAGGAUGAUUAUUUUCAUUUGAAGCCUGAAAUGCCUCUUCAACAAAAGCCUGUGGUAUAGGGAAAAGCCAUGUGAGGAGAGAAUAGUCUCAGCUAGUGGGAAGCAGCCGCAUAGCACAGGGAGAUCAGCUCGGUGCUUUGUGACCACCUAGAGGGGUGGGAUA